Molecule: messenger RNA, 861 nt
Organism: Cyclopterus lumpus (lumpfish)
Lineage: Eukaryota; Metazoa; Chordata; Actinopteri; Perciformes; Cyclopteridae
Product: leucine-rich repeat-containing protein 30-like
Exons: 7
Coding region: 1-861 (286 amino acids)
Molecular function (GO): protein binding
Source: RefSeq, a predicted model, not a curated record
AUGGGAGGAACAGUGUGUAAACGGGGGAUGAAGGAGAAGAGGAGCGUGGGGAAGGAGGACAGUCUGAUGUCAGCAGACAGAAUCCGUCGAUUUGCCGUGAAACAGUUUGGGUUCAACGUCUUGAGUCUGGCCCACAGAGGACUGAAGGAGCUGCCACAGGAACUAUGGGAGCUGUUGGAGUUGGAGAAGCUGAAUUUGUCUUUCAACAGUCUGAAGGUUCUUCCUCCUCAGCUGGCUCUGCUCUCCAAUCUGGUGGUUCUCAACCUGUGGGGGAACCAGCUCAGCAGCCUGCCACCAGAGAUCGGACAGCUGAGGAGACUCAGAGUUUUAUUUGCCUACAGAAACCAACUGAAUGAAGUUCCUGAAGAGCUGGGAGCCUGUACACAACUGGAGGUUCUGAGUCUGGCCAACAACCAGCUGUCCUCGCUGCCUGCAUCUCUCUCCAAUCUGACCCGACUGAGGAAACUCAACCUCAGUCACAACCACAUCACUCACAUCCCGGGCUGCAUUUACAACAUGAAGGCUCUGGUGUUCCUCCACUUGGCCUGUAACCGUCUGGAGAACCUGGCGGAAAACAUCCAGACUCUGGUGGAGCUCAAGAUCCUCAUUGUGGAGGGAAACUCACUUCACUCUCUGCCAAAGGCCCUCUGCUGUCUCACCAGGUUGGAGUUGCUGAAUCUGGACUUUAACGACAUUAAGGAUGUCCCCCAGGAGAUGCACCAAUUGUCCCGACUGGAGAAGCUGGCCUGCCAUCCUCUGGACAAAGGACUCCACAUUGUCCACAACCCGCUCAUCAAACCUGUGAAGGAGGUGCUGGAGGGGGGGCUCAGUGCCCUCUUCAGCUACCUGAGGGCGGGGUAG